CUGGGAGAUGAGGUAAUGUCUGAGACUUGGGGGUUGGGCUGCUUAUUAGAGCCCUCAGGCUGACUCACCCCUACCCCAUGCAGCGUCCAACUCUCUGGCUUUCCCCCUUCUUGACUACUCAGGCUGCCUUGCUUCUCUCUCCAGCCCCCCACCCCACACCCAGGGUUUUCUCCUGCUUCUCUCUCUACCUCUCUGACCACUCCUCUAUCCUGUCCUCCUCACUCAGGAAAGGAAGUCAUCCCCAAAUCCCUACCCCUCCCUUGGAGCCAGCUACUCCUGCCCACCCCCCAAGACCUCUACCUCAGGCUUAGCCCACACCUCCCAGGAGCCAGCUUGUGUGGGUAGGGAGUGGCUGGACCAGGUUUCCCUUCUACUGACUCAGCAUGACCUUGAGUAAGUCACUUCCUUUCAAGGGUAUCACUUCUCUAUGCUCGUUAUAAGGGGUUGUUGGAUUGAACUAAAAGUGAUUAAGAUCUAUGUCCCAGACCCAGCCAGGGGUUUAGGGAGUUGUCCUAGGUGGGCUGACCUCUGACUUGGGUUCCAACACUCAGCAGAGGUAGCCUAGUGUAGUGGAGCUUUGAGAUUAGGAUCAGACCUAGCCUUGCGUCUUACUGAGCAGCUUGAGGCAAGUUACAUAACCUCUCUGUUAUUCUUGUGUGCAAAAUGCAUAUAACCUCAGACUCCAUUUCACUGGUUUUUGGAAGAUUCAGUAUCAGUAUGUGACAAUACUAGGUGCUGAAUAAAUGUAAGGUGCUCUUAUCAUUUAGCAAAGAAGGAGGCACCCAGCUGGUUUGCCCUUCUAACCUCCCAGGCAUGAAAUAGAGCCAGCUCUCCCUUCUUGCCCUAGUGCUGUCAGUCUCUGCAUCUGGUUUCUCUGCCUUCUGGAGAUCUCUCUAGAACCUCCUAUCUCCCCUCUCCCAGCCUGUACAGCUCAGUCUGUAAGCCUGAGGAGCCUCCUGAGGUCAUGGACAGACAGUACCUUGCAGUCCUACCCCCAACCUACGAAAUGUGAAUUUGCCUUCCAGCACUUCCCCAUAGAAGUCUACUUCAUGCCAGGCCCCUUGCCAGAUGCCGAGGCAGCUCUGUGGGCUUAGACCCAUGAACAGCUGCACCACCCCUUUCUAGAUUGCUGCCUCUGGAGUAGAGGGCUGAGAGCGCCCAGUGGGGUUGUCAAGGUUAGAUCUAUCAGGGGUCUGGGAAAUACCCCACUGGGACUUUCAAAGGGCUGGUGGCCAAGUCCUGGUUCUUUCAUGACAAUCUCACUUCAUGCUGGUGGUGACCAUUACUGCCAGCCCUAUUACCCCUCAUUUGCCACAGGAAGCAGGGAUUCCCAAGGCAGAGCCCAAAAGACUGGGGGGAGAGGGUGAUGUGGCAAUUGAAGGCUUCGGGGUGACACUCAUUGACAGCCCCAGCUGACACCAUGGGUCCUCUUCAAGUGCUUCACAGGGUCCCUGGAGAUGACAGGGGUCUAUUCCUGGCUCUCAGAGGGUCCUGGCAGAUCCCUGCAGAUGGCCACAGGACAGGGUGCUGGGAGUAUGAGCUCACUCCUGGAGGCAAAGCUGCACAGGCCGGUGUGGCUGUGGGUGACUGGGUGCUGAGCAUAGAUGGCGAGAAUGCAGGGGGCCUGACGCACAUUGAAGCCCAGAACAAGAUUCGUGCCUGCGGGGAGCACCUGAGCCUGGGUCUCAGCAGGGCCCAGCCAGCUCAGAGCAAACUGCAGAAGGCCCUGGCCCCCACCGCAGACCCCCCGCGGUAUACCUUUGCACCCAGCGCCUCCCUCAACAAGACAGCCCGGCCCUUUGGGGUACCCCUGCCAGCUGACAACGCCCUGCAGCAGAAUGGACAGCCGCUCCGGCCGCUGGUCCCAGAUGCCAGCAAGCAGCGGCUGAUGGAGGACACAGAGGACUGGCGGCCUCGGCCCGGGACAAGCCAGUCCCGUUCCUUCCGCAUCCUUGCCCACCUCACGGGCACCGAGUUCAUGCAAGACCCGGAUGAGGAACACCUGAAGAAAUCAAGAUCUUGCAGCCAGGUGCCCAGGACAGAAGCCCCAGCCCCAGCCUCAGCUACACCCCAGGAACCCUGGCCUGGCCCUACCACCCUCAGCCCCACCAGCCGCCCACCCUGGGCCGUGGAUCCUGGAUUUGCUGAGCGCUAUGCUCCGGACAAGACCAGCACGGUGCUGACCCGGCACAGCCAGCCAGCCACACCCACACCUCUGCAGAACCGCACCUCCAUCGUGCAGGCAGCCGCCGGAGGGGGCACGGGAGCAGGUGGUGGCAACAAUGGCAAGACUCCCGUGUGCCACCACUGCCACAAGGUCAUCCGGGGCCGAUACCUGGUUGCACUGGGCCAUUCGUACCACCCCGAGGAAUUUGUGUGCAGCCAGUGUGGGAAGGUCCUGGAAGAGGGCGGUUUCUUUGAGGAGAAGGGUGCCAUCUUCUGCCCACCCUGCUAUGAUGUGCGCUAUGCACCCAGCUGUGCCAAGUGCAAGAAGAAGAUCACAGGCGAGAUCAUGCAUGCCCUAAAGAUGACCUGGCACGUGCAUUGUUUCACCUGUGCGGCCUGCAAGACACCCAUUCGGAACAGGGCCUUCUACAUGGAAGAAGGGGCACCGUACUGCGAGCGAGACUAUGAGAAGAUGUUUGGCACGAAAUGCCGGGGCUGUGACUUCAAGAUCGAUGCUGGGGACCGCUUCCUGGAGGCGCUGGGCUUCAGCUGGCACGACACUUGCUUUGUGUGUGCGAUAUGCCAGAUCAACCUGGAAGGAAAGACUUUCUACUCUAAGAAGGACAAGCCCCUCUGCAAGAGCCAUGCCUUCUCCCAUGUGUGAGUCCCUCCUGUCCACUGCUGCCUCAUCCAGCCCAGCCAGAGGGAGCUCCAGUUCUGGAGUCAUCGGCCCAGAUUUCUGGAUAGGGCUGGCAAAGGUCACCCCAACCCCAACUCCUGGCCUGAGCCUGGGGUUCCCUGGGCCCUGCCCCAUCCCCUUCAUUUCCCCGCACUGCCUCCAUUUCCUCCCACUCCCUCCACACACUGGUGCUGACCACACCAACCCCUGCUCACAUCCACUGCCACAAUAAAGCUGUAUCCAGCUGUG
This is a messenger RNA of Nyctereutes procyonoides (raccoon dog), 3094 nucleotides long. It is a transcript of the gene PDLIM7, whose product is annotated as PDZ and LIM domain 7. Bases 1421 to 2830 code for a protein of 469 amino acids. The record is from RefSeq and is a predicted model, not a curated record. Gene Ontology annotation, molecular function: actin binding; muscle alpha-actinin binding. Gene Ontology annotation, biological process: actin cytoskeleton organization; heart development; muscle structure development. Gene Ontology annotation, cellular component: adherens junction; filamentous actin; Z disc. The transcript has 12 exons. Lineage: Eukaryota; Metazoa; Chordata; Mammalia; Carnivora; Canidae.